CACUCUUUCUGUCUCUGACUCUCUCGUGACUACUCAGAUCCUGCUGGGUUCAAGCGAAGUUUUGCCAUCUAGCAGCGCAGCGCAGCUCCCCAGGUGGAUUACAAGUCCUCUCGGCAUGCUGCGUUCCGCACCUCCCUGGCUCUUGGCACUUGUAUCAGUGCGCCAGUACCAAACCCCCGGGUCGAUGGUGCGGGUGGCCACAGUCUGACACCCGACAGGUGGCGUUGCGCGCUCUGGACUCACUGGUGGCGCAAGGCGCACGGGACAGCCAGACAGCGCAUUCAGCGAGCUAAUCGGACCCCGCAGGGCGCCCCGGGCCGAUGGACAUAUCACAGUCCAGGACCCAGCCGAACGUGCCGGAGGCGGCGGCGUGCCGCCACAGGUUACGACAGGAGGGUCCAGUGCCUGGGCUGAGACUCGGCCUCUGUCGUGUUCAUGCUCUUGCUCUUUGCUCCGCCUUUGCCGCUGCCUCUGCUUUGGGAGCCGCUGACUUCUUCCUAGCUAAAUUUCUGUUAAUCCGCAGAGCUCACAGGCCAGGGGCCCAACGGAAGCCGACCUUGACAACUCUGCGUCCGGCUUGGCUGCCGUUCCCCGUUCGUGCGCGGUUCCACGCGGCUGACGGGGUAACGGAGAUGGACAUGCCAGGUGUGUGCUGCGCCAUGUCUCAAUUGCUGAUCCUGGUGGCGUGCGGCGGAGAGAGGCAUCACUCGACAUUCUUCCCUUGCACACCAUCAUGGCGCUGCAGAAACACCUGGUGUGGAGAAACCAACCCUGGGCAUGGCUGGCACACCUCGCCCCGGCAUAGGUCACAGGUUAGCAAAGACCACGAGGACACGAGGGCCGAGCGAGCACGCCGAGUUGCGCGCAAGGGCAGCAGAUCACGAACCUACUGUAUAGCCUAGUCAUCCUGGCAGGAGUGGGUGAGAUCAGCAAGUGCAACGUGCGACGCUAGUGGCUGAGCCGGGAACCACAGAAAAGUCUGUAGAGAAAGC
Cutaneotrichosporon oleaginosum is the source of this 992-nucleotide messenger RNA. RefSeq lists its product as uncharacterized. Lineage: Eukaryota; Fungi; Basidiomycota; Tremellomycetes; Trichosporonales; Trichosporonaceae. The record is from RefSeq and is a predicted model, not a curated record.